Alternaria alternata is the source of this 2182-nucleotide messenger RNA. RefSeq lists its product as hypothetical. Gene Ontology annotation, biological process: endoplasmic reticulum unfolded protein response; retrograde protein transport, ER to cytosol. The record is from RefSeq and is a predicted model, not a curated record. Gene Ontology annotation, cellular component: endoplasmic reticulum lumen. The transcript has 3 exons. Bases 182 to 1771 code for a protein of 529 amino acids. Lineage: Eukaryota; Fungi; Ascomycota; Dothideomycetes; Pleosporales; Pleosporaceae.
CUGCGUGUUGCGCAUGUUCUUCCGUAGUGCGAAAGCGCGUGUCCUCCAAUAAUCUUGCCAAAUACAGUUUAGCUUCACGGAAGUGACAUCUGGCUCCAACCAAGAUUACAAGAACUCCGCAAUCAGCUCCACGUCGCAAGCCUCCAAGUCGCUCUGCAAAUCGUAGCGCAUUUUGUCAACGAUGAGGGGAAUAUGGGCACUCCCAGCGGUGCUGCGCAUAGCGCUGGCGAACCAGCACGCAUUUAGCGUCUUCGACGACUUGCUCGCGUUCCCGCAGUAUGAGGUUUUAUGGCCGGACACUUUUGUGACCGAGAAUGAUGCGACUUUCCUGCUCUCCCACGCAUCACCCAGCUCGAGCUCUGCCACACCGGGUUCGCAAGAGACGCAGGAACUAUCCAAGCGUGAUAAGCCAGCCGCGAACAUAGCACACGAGGACGAACCGCUCGAGCAGACAUACGAGGCAGUAGUACUGCACGGACAGCGGUACCUUUGCAGCAUACCUGUGAUACCCGAAGAGAUACCUCAGAAUGACACAACAUCGGCCGAGGAAGCAAAGGCCGAGGAGGAGAAGGAGCUCCUACGCGCAGCAGACCGUGGAUGGGAGUUGCUCGAAGGCAUGAAGGGCAACUGCAUAUACUAUGUGAGCGGCUGGUGGAGUUAUAGUUUCUGCUACAAGGAUGAGGUCAAGCAGUUCCACCAACUGCCCCAGAGCCGAGGGGUCCCCCACUAUCCGCCCGUCGAGGAUACGAGCGUACACAGCUUUGUACUAGGCAAAUAUCCAAAGGAGGAGAAGAACAAGAAAGCGGAUGCCCAGAAAACGCUUGGAAGUGAACAAGGCAGCAAGGAGGCUUUCGACGACGAGGGCGAUGCGGGUGAAGAGGAGGAGAGGGGCCUAGAGAUAUCAAGACUAGAGACCAAGGGGUCGAGCAGGUACAUGGUGCAGCGCCUGUCCGACGGUACCGAAUGCGACUUGACGGGCAAGCCGCGCAAGAUUGAUGUACAGUUCCAUUGCAAUCCGCAGUCUGCCGAUAGAAUCGCUAUGAUCAAGGAAACAAGCACCUGCUCCUACCUCAUGAUUGUCGAUACACCUCGCCUCUGCCACGAUGUCGCCUUCACCCCACCACAAGAGAACCUCGCGCACCCUAUAACUUGUGAACCUGUUAUACCAGAGUCUGAAGUCGACGCUUGGACAGAAGCACAAGUCUCCGCCAAGAUGGCCGCAGCCGAACGUCUCAUCGCUGCUCACAACACAGCCGACGACGCAAAUACAAACCCACUUCGCGAGCUCGCCGACGGCCUCGAGGGCUCUUCCAAGCGCAUCGUCAUCGGUGGCAUUGAAGUCGGUGCGAAGAGGUUUGUUGGAAGCGAAGGCAAGGUGAUCGAGAAGUCAGUCGUUGUUGGAGGAGGCAAGGAGACGUUUGUCGGUACAGUAGCGAGCAGUGACGGCAAGCAAAUGUCUAAAGAAGAAAUGAAGAAGCUCAACAUUGCCGACCCCAAGGAUGUUGAGACCUUGAAAGGAAAUCUAAAGAAGCUAGCAGGCAAGAAAGGGUGGAAAUUAGACCUUGUAGAUACACCUAGAGGCAGGGAGUUCAGAGGUAUCAUCGACACCGAAGAUCAAGACACUGAGAAGACGAAGAAAAAGACGACCAAGAACAAGGAUAAGGAUAGCGCAGGCAUGGGCAAGGAAAAGGAACGUGAGCCUGAGCCUGAGCAGGGUGAUGGGGAUGAGAUGCACGAGGGAAGUGAGGAGGUGUACAAGGAUGAGCUUUGAGUUGCUUCUGUACAGUAAUGACUCUUUGUCCCUAUGCUUAUAGUGAGGGUGGUGGGCAACCCCGAGCGCGGUCCUGUGCUUUACCAGCACAUGCACGGUUGAUGUAGUUGGCUGUGAUCAUACCUUGGUCGAGACUUGCGCCCUUAUGGAUAGGAACGCUUCCGCAUCCUAAGAAUCAUCAGCUUCAAGUUACCAGCGUCGAGAAGAUUAGUCUGACUUACGUCCGCAGGGGUGAUUCCUAAGCCGCUGAACGAUCUCUCGGACGUCCUUGGCGUUGAUAUCCAUAUGAAGGUUUCGGGCGAAAAUGCACAUGCCCUGAAAGUAUUCAUGAUUGCAUACUUGGCACGCAAUCUUCUCGCCGUUCUUGAAUGUGACAUGAUCGGCUAUGAACAAUGGCUUCAGUAAGAGCAC